Sinocyclocheilus anshuiensis is the source of this 698-nucleotide messenger RNA. RefSeq names its product POU domain, class 5, transcription factor 1-like. The annotation marks the transcript as partial. The transcript is spliced from 2 exons. Gene Ontology annotation, molecular function: DNA-binding transcription factor activity, RNA polymerase II-specific; RNA polymerase II cis-regulatory region sequence-specific DNA binding. The record is from RefSeq and is a predicted model, not a curated record. Gene Ontology annotation, biological process: regulation of transcription by RNA polymerase II. Lineage: Eukaryota; Metazoa; Chordata; Actinopteri; Cypriniformes; Cyprinidae.
UACUUUGUGAAGUGCCCCAAACCCAACACUCUGGAGAUCACGCACAUAUCUGAUGACCUAGGCCUGGAGAGAGAUGUAGUACGUGUGUGGUUCUGCAACCGUAGACAAAAGGGAAAACGUCUAGCAUUGCCCUUUGAUGACGAAUGCGCUGAAGCACAGUAUUACGAGCAGAGUCCACCACCUCCGCCCCACAUGGGUGGCACAGGCCUCCCAGGGCAAGGCUAUCCUGGACCAGCCCAUCCCGGAGGAGUCCCUGCCCUAUACAUGCCAUCCCUCCACCGACCGGAGGUCUUUAAAAACGCCCUGCACCCUGGACUGGUGGGUCACCUCACCAGCUAAAUUUUAUAGAAAUGCUCCAAGCCAAGCUAUGGAUCAAAUCGGUCAUAUGAUUUAUUUUGAUGUAAACAUUGCAUCUGUUUAUUUGGUUCUUUCCAUAUGUGCCUUGGGACGCUCUGAUUGCACACUAGCAGUCUGAUGGAUCAUUGCAUAAUGGGUGCCUUGUUCAACUAAUGUGUUUGCACAUGAAGCCAUAGGUUCAGAUAUGAUUUUUAUCAGUUUUUAUUACUUUUUGCUCCUGUAUCAAUUUGUAAUGUACAUAUGUUUGUUUUAUUGUUCAAUAUUUGAUGAUUCCCAAAGUAUAUUUCCAUAUUUGUCUCCGUACUUUGUAGUUUUUCUCCACCUUUCUGUGUGAACUGCCA